This is a messenger RNA of Vombatus ursinus (common wombat), 1779 nucleotides long. RefSeq names its product serine/threonine kinase 38 like (gene STK38L). The transcript is spliced from 14 exons. The coding region runs from base 114 to 1508 and encodes 464 amino acids. Gene Ontology annotation, cellular component: cytoskeleton; cytoplasm. NCBI's taxonomy places the organism in Eukaryota, Metazoa, Chordata, Mammalia, Diprotodontia, Vombatidae. The record is from RefSeq and is a predicted model, not a curated record. Gene Ontology annotation, biological process: peptidyl-serine phosphorylation; intracellular signal transduction; actomyosin structure organization. Gene Ontology annotation, molecular function: protein serine/threonine kinase activity; ATP binding.
UAAGUAUGAGCCAGUGUGUCCAGUUGUGGAAAAAAGGCUGAGCCUAUAGUCAAGACACCCUGGGUUUGAAGCUUGACUCUGUGCCUUACAAGGAGGAGGUUGUAUCUGUUACUAUGGCAAUGACUGCGGGGACUACAACAGCUUUUCCCAUGAGCAACCACACCCGGGAAAGAGUGACUGUAGCUAAACUCACACUGGAGAAUUUCUACAGCAACCUAAUUUUACAGCAUGAAGAAAGAGAAACCAGGCAAAAGAAGUUAGAGGUAGCAAUGGAAGAAGAAGGAUUGGCAGAUGAAGAGAAAAAAUUACGUCGAUCACAGCAUGCUCGCAAAGAAACUGAAUUUCUCCGACUCAAGAGGACAAGGCUUGGUUUGGAUGACUUUGAAUCCUUGAAAGUUAUAGGGAGAGGAGCCUUUGGAGAGGUACGCCUUGUCCAGAAGAAAGACACAGGUCAUAUCUAUGCAAUGAAGAUAUUGAGAAAGGCUGAUAUGCUUGAAAAAGAACAGGUGGCCCAUAUCCGAGCAGAAAGAGAUAUAUUAGUAGAAGCAGAUGGUGCCUGGGUUGUGAAGAUGUUUUAUAGUUUUCAAGAUAAAAGGAAUCUUUAUCUAAUCAUGGAAUUUCUCCCUGGAGGAGACAUGAUGACAUUACUAAUGAAGAAAGAUACCUUGACAGAAGAAGAAACCCAGUUCUAUAUUUCAGAGACUGUUCUGGCUAUCGAUGCAAUUCACCAGUUGGGGUUCAUUCACCGAGAUAUCAAACCAGACAACCUCUUAUUGGAUGCCAAGGGUCAUGUAAAGUUGUCUGAUUUUGGCCUAUGCACAGGAUUAAAGAAAGCUCAUAGGACUGAAUUUUAUAGGAACCUCACACAUAACCCACCAAGUGAUUUCUCAUUUCAGAACAUGAACUCAAAAAGAAAAGCAGAAACGUGGAAGAAAAAUAGGCGACAAUUGGCAUAUUCCACAGUCGGAACUCCAGAUUACAUUGCUCCAGAAGUAUUCAUGCAGACUGGGUACAACAAAUUGUGUGACUGGUGGUCUUUGGGAGUGAUUAUGUAUGAAAUGCUAAUAGGAUAUCCACCAUUCUGUUCUGAAACACCACAAGAAACUUACAGGAAAGUUAUGAACUGGAAAGAAACUCUAGUAUUUCCUCCAGAAGUACCUAUAUCAGAGAAAGCCAAGAACCUAAUUCUCAGAUUCUGUAUUGAUUCAGAAAACAGAAUUGGAAACAGUGGAAUAGAAGAAAUCAAGGAUCAUCCCUUUUUUGAAGGAGUAGAUUGGGGACACAUCAGGGAGAGACCAGCUGCAAUUCCCAUAGAAAUUAAAAGCAUUGAUGAUACAUCAAAUUUUGAUGAAUUUCCUGAAUCUGAUAUCUUACAACCAGUGCCAAAUACCACAGAACCGGACUACAAAUCCAAAGACUGGGUUUUUCUCAAUUAUACCUAUAAGCGGUUUGAAGGGCUGACUCAACGUGGUUCUAUCCCUUCCUACAUGAAAGCUGGGAAAUUAUGAAUGAAACUCACAUACGCCCACACCCCAAAAGAACUCAGGUAGCUGCAUCACCAAGGCUUGCUUGGCGUAGAUAACAAUACACUGAAAUAAAUAUCCCCAAGGACGGUGGUGCUCAUCGACUUCAAGAGGAAAUUCUACAGGAUUAGGAUUUCUAAGACUUCUACAGGAAUUAGUUGGCAGUGCCAGCUGGAUUUUUUUUAAUAUUUGACUAUUUUUGUUAACUUUAUUAUACAAAGGUACUGGAAUAAAAGGAGUGUACAUCCCUUUGUAA